Messenger RNA from Plasmodium knowlesi strain H, 3087 nucleotides. Its product is annotated as rhoptry neck protein 11, putative. Gene Ontology annotation, molecular function: calcium ion binding. The transcript has 15 exons. The record is from RefSeq and is a predicted model, not a curated record. NCBI's taxonomy places the organism in Eukaryota, Apicomplexa, Aconoidasida, Haemosporida, Plasmodiidae. Bases 1 to 3087 code for a protein of 1028 amino acids.
AUGUUAAAGCUCCACCCCUUAAUUUUGUUAUGUAUUUUAGCCACGUAUGCUCCAUUCAUUUUAAAAGAAGAAAACUUUGACCAUACCUAUUACAACAAAAAUGAAAGUGUAAAGCAAAGGGAUACGCAGGAUCGCGAAUCUAGGGGGCGAUUACUGGGGGAAGACAACAAUGAAUUUUUUGAUAUAGGGAAGCUGAAAAAGUUACUAUAUUUUCAGUCGAAUUUGGACCAAACGAUAAAGCAAAAACGGAGAGAAGAAAAGAAGUUGAGAAAAUUAUACAAGGCUGCAAAAUCGGGUAAUUUUGCUGCAGCUAUUAGGAAUUCCCAAAAAGACACUCAACAGAAUGGAGCACCUCCUGUGGAAAAUGAACAUAAUACGAAGGGUAAAAGUGACAUGAACGAUGGAGGUGAAAUGAAUCAGCAUGAGGUUCUCCAAAGAAAAGAAGACAACCCUGUAGAUAUGAAUCAACAAACGUAUGGUGAGGAACAAAUGAAGAAUGAAACGGGAAGAAGAACCGGAGAAAUGCAAGAAGAAAUUCACCCCCUUGAUACGAAAGUAAACGGUCCAACAGAAAAGUUCAUAAAUAAACACGAUCAUGUAGAUAACACGAGAAAUGUUGAAAAGGAAAAGAAGGAGGAAAACGUUAAACAUUCUGAUAAUGCGCAACUGAGGAACAUCCUACAAAGUGUGGAAUUUUUAAAAAAGACGCAAUCGUUGAAGAAUUACUUCGGCUCAAGUGAAUCGCAAAGCAGGUCUUCGGAUGUACCUCCUGGCGACCAAAACAAGUAUGCAGAUGAGCUUAAGAUACAGAAUGAAAACGAACAAGUUACACAGCUCAGUGGAGAAACAAACUACGGAACGAACAACGUGGAAGGAAAUUUCCAACAGGAAUAUCCAAUGUCUAAAAAUAAUGAAGAAAAAAAAAAUAAUUAUACAGAGGAACCUUUUUAUAUGUUCCCUAAAAAUGAUGAAGCAGAAAAAUUCAACACACAUUUGAGAAGAAGCAAAAUUAAAGAAUUUUUUGAAGUAAACGACUUGGUAAAAUAUAUGAAAAAUUUACUAGGCAUCAAAUCAAACAUCCAUGAAAAAUUCGAACAUGAAAAAUUGAUUGUAAAAAAUUGUAACUAUGAAUCCUUUGGUCCAGAAUUCUGCAGUGUUGAUGAAGAAGCCAAGAAGAUGUUAUGGAAUUAUGAGAAUAAAAAAAAUUGUGCCUUUCUCUUUAUCAUAUUGUUUACUUUAUUUUUUAGCCUACUCAUACAGAAUAUAGUGUAUUACAUAGAAAAGAGGGUGCGAAAUUCUAAGGACCAAUUUAGGAAGGAUCUACUAAAUACCGCUUUUAGACAAAUUUCUCUAAUUACCAUAAUUAACCUUACCAUAUGGGGGAUUCUGCAAUCGAACGUGGCGGAGGCCCUCGACGAAAUAAUUUUCAACGAUAUUCUACCCCAACAAAGAAAUGUUGACGAAGUUUUGCACAAUGUGGAACCACUCCUGGAGACCAUAUUUGAGAAGAUACUUUUCAUCUCGAUGAAUUUUCUCAUAUGCUAUUCCCUAUUUAUAAUUAACAUACAUUUUGUGACGAGGAGAAUAUUAAAAUGGUUUUCCGAAGCGGACAACUGCGACAUUUCAAACAUAGCCAAGGAAUUGAAAGAAGCCCGGAAGGGGUGCUUCAGGAAUUUAUUCUUUUUUUUAAGAUAUUCAAGAAACUCCAAGUAUUUAGCGCAUCGAUACGAUUUCUCCGAAAAUGUCGACGCGAUAAGCAUUCCAGGAUUGGACCCGAACGGAUAUUACUACUAUGAAUACAUGAGAGCUUGCCUAUUGAAGUACAAUGUCAAAUUAAUAAAAAUACCUAACGCCGUCAUCCUAUUUCUGGUGUUCGCGUGCAUUUCUCUAAGGCCCUUUUUUAACAUACGACUGAAGGCGGAGGUUAUUUUUCUGAAUUUCCUCUCCCUCAUUUGCAUCAUGGGUUUGCUCCUGAUGUUAUUCUACUUGUACAAAAUAGACAGAAAGUUACUGCCGAGGGAUAUUGGGAAAUACCUACUAAACAGAUACCACAUCGAAACAUGUGAGCAGAGCAAAAAGGAUAUUACGCCAUACUACAAACUGUUGAAGCAACAGUCUGUAUACCCCUCAGCUAUAAACUACUUUCUGUACAAAACUACAUUCCCCAACAAGCAUGAGCAGCUAUUUUAUUUUUGGGGAAACGGACCUCGCCUAAUUAACUUUAUCUUUCAAACCCUAUGUUUCUGCUUUCUAAUUAUCCUCUCUUGUUGGAUAUUUCUGUUACGAGUUGAUAACAUAACGUGGUUCCAACUAUACAGUUAUGGAAGCUUGGCCAUAUGCGUGUGCAUCUUCCUCUUCUUGAUUAUUCUCAAGUAUAUCAUUUAUUAUAAUAUUAUGAUUAGCAAAACGGGGUAUUUAAUUGAUACGAAGCUGUUGGAGAAGGUAUGGGAAUUCGAAAGAUCAGACAACAUAAAGAGAAUAUCGGAAUUCAUUGACGCCAUAAAAAUAAAGUCCACCUUACAUGCCCUGAAAGAGGGCGGCGAAGUUUUCUGGAGGCAGCUCCUCAUUAAAUCAAACACAGUUCCGUCAAAUAUACAAGAGAAAAUGUUUAGCAUAUGGGUCGGCUUGGAUGAAGAAAACAGGGGAGUUAUAGACUCGGCGAAAAUUCUUAAAUUUUUAAAAUCGCAAGGAAUUAACCUGACUUCCGAGAGCGACAUCAAGGAAUUCCUGGAAGUGUUCGACAGGAACAAGAAAAAUGGCCUAAACCAGGAAGAGUUUUUUGUCCUCAUUAUUAUAGUCAAGCAAAUUUUGGUUGAACUGUUGGAUAUUAACGCUGUUCAGUCCCUGUUCGAGGAAGUGUAUGGAAUUCCAUGGAAUUCUCUAUCGUCCAUUGAUGCGAACAGCUUAAAAAGAAUCUUAACAGAGCUGAAUUUGCAAUGGCCACAUGGAAAAAUCCGCAAUUUGAUUGAUUUUGUGUGCGAAAAUAAGAAGACGAAAUAUGUCAGUGCAGAAUAUUUCAUAAAGCAGCUGAUCAACAUCGAAGAAGUGACUUUGCAACCCUUCCACUCCUCCUCGGAUACAAAGUAA